AUGGGAUUCGAGGAGCUGCUACACAAGGUGGGAGGCUUUGGGCCCUUCCAGCUGCGGAAUGUGGCACUGCUGGCCCUGCCCCGUGUGCUGCUGCCCAUGCACUUCCUCCUGCCCAUCUUCCUGGCUGCUGUACCAGCCCACCGCUGUGCCCUGCCUGGAGUCCCUGCCAACUUCAGUCACCAGGACGAGUGGCUGGAGGCCCACCUGCCCCGGGAGCCUGAUGGCAGGCUCAGCUCCUGCCUCCUCUUCACCCAUCUCCAGGCCCUCCCCAACACCACGCUGUGGGGAGGGGGGCAGAGCCCUGGGGAGCAGCUGGAGGGUGAGCCCUCCACAGUGCCCUGCCCUCAGGGCUGGGAGUACGACCACUCGGAAUUCUCCUCCACCAUUGCAACUGAGGCCCCUCCCUGCCUGUCCCUGCAGUGGGACCUGGUGUGUGAGCAGAAAGGCCUGAACAGAGCCACUUCCACCUUCUUCUUCGCCGGUGUGCUGGUGGGGGCCGUGGCCUUCGGAUACCUGUCUGACAGGUUUGGGCGGCGCCGUCUGCUGCUCGUGGCCUAUGUGAGUUCCCUGGUGCUGGGCCUGGCAUCUGCAGCCUCAGUCAGCUAUACCAUGUUUGCCAUCACUCGCACCCUCACUGGCACGGCUCUGGCUGGCUUCACCAUCAUCGUGAUGCCACUGGAGCUGGAGUGGCUGGACGUGGGACACCGUACUGUGGCAGGUGUCCUGAGCAGCACCUUCUGGACAGGGGGUGUGAUGCUGUUGGCACUGGUCGGCUACCUGAUACGGGACUGGCGAUGGCUUCUGCUGGCUGUCACCCUGCCUUGUGCCCCAGGCAUCCUCAGCAUCUGGUGGGUGCCUGAGUCUGCACGCUGGCUUCUGACCCAGGGCCGUGUGGAAGAGGCCCACAGGUACCUGCUCCGCUGUGCCAGGCUCAAUGGGCGGCCUCUGGGUGAGGACGGCCUGAGCCAGGAGGCUCUGAGCAAAGUGGCUGCUGCGGAGCGGGUGGUCCGAACACCCUCAUACCUAGACCUGUUCCGGACUCCAAGGCUGCGACACAUCUCAUUGUGCUGCAUGGUGGUGUGGUUUGGCGUGAACUUUUCCUAUUACGGCGUGAGCCUGGAUGUGUCGGGACUGGGGCUGAACGUGUACCAGACGCAGCUGCUCUUCGGGGCCGUGGAGCUGCCCUCCAAGCUGCUGGUCUACCUGUCGGUGCGCCACGCUGGACGCCGCCUCACGCUGGCAGGAACGCUGCUCGGCGCCGCCCUCGCCUUGGGCUUCAGGCUGUUGGUGUCCUCCGAGGUGAAGUCCUGGAGCACCGCCCUGGCGGUGAUGGGGAAAGGUUUUUCUGAAGCUGCCUUCACCACUGCCUACCUUUUCACGUCGGAGUUGUACCCUACCGUGCUCAGACAGACAGGGAUGGGGCUGACUGCACUGGUGGGCCGACUGGGGGGCUCUUUGGCCCCACUGGCAGCCUUGCUGGACGGAGUAUGGCUGUCACUGCCCAAGCUCGCUUAUGGGGGGAUCGCCCUGCUGGCUGCCUGCACUGCCCUCCUGCUACCAGAGACAAAGCAGGCACAACUACCAGAGACCAUCCAAGACGUGGAGAGGAAGAGUGCCCCAUCCAACCCUCAGGAGGAAGAGAUGCCCAUGAAGCAGGUCCAGGACUGA
Lagenorhynchus albirostris (white-beaked dolphin) is the source of this 1668-nucleotide messenger RNA. It is a transcript of the gene SLC22A7, whose product is annotated as solute carrier family 22 member 7. The transcript is spliced from 10 exons. NCBI's taxonomy places the organism in Eukaryota, Metazoa, Chordata, Mammalia, Artiodactyla, Delphinidae. Gene Ontology annotation, molecular function: transmembrane transporter activity. Gene Ontology annotation, cellular component: membrane. Gene Ontology annotation, biological process: transmembrane transport. The record is from RefSeq and is a predicted model, not a curated record. The coding region runs from base 1 to 1668 and encodes 555 amino acids.